This is a messenger RNA of Suillus plorans, 774 nucleotides long. RefSeq lists its product as uncharacterized. Lineage: Eukaryota; Fungi; Basidiomycota; Agaricomycetes; Boletales; Suillaceae. The transcript is spliced from 3 exons. The coding region runs from base 1 to 774 and encodes 257 amino acids. The record is from RefSeq and is a predicted model, not a curated record.
AUGGUCAUAGUUGACAAGUCUGGAGUUCAUUGCCUCGAGGUUCGAUGCUGUGAUUGUCCAAAUGCCAUGAGUCCAGACAUUCAAAUAUUUCGACAUGGAUUUUUCCCUGCAUCAUUCAACAGGCUGAAGACUGUGUUCACCUUCAGAGUGCUCGAUGAUUUUCUAUUGGACAACCUUGAAUGCGGCACCUCAGCAAUGAACUAUUACAGCAAGCUCCGGCGAAUGACCUUGAGCAUGUUUCCUCACCUUGUUCCGGACCAAUACAGAGAGCUCAUGAGAGUCACUCGACAGUGGAGGCAGUUGAAGACCAUGAAAUGGUAUGGCUUUGGCCAUUGUUCUGACACCCUGAAUGCCGAAGAUCUCGCACUGUUCUGCCCAGCAUGUCCUCAGCCUGGGAUUAAUGUAUCCUUGUCAGGGGAUGAAUCACUUGAUGAAACUCCAAGCUGGAAAUACACGCGAUCAUUUGUAAUGGACGGAAAUUUCAAAGCCGAACAUCUGCAUCCCAUCAAGCCAUUUGAUGAAGUUUGGCUUUCCGAUGGGCUGGGGUUCAUGGUGGGAAAGGAGAGGUAUAAAAAUCAUCUGGCAGAGGCAGCUGACACUGUGGAAAAAUCGAGCUGCAACAAUCACUGGGCAGUAAAUCAAGCAAAUGUGGCUCGGCACAAAUUGGAGUCCACAGGUAUCGGGGGAGUUGCCUGUGCCCGACAUGGUUGCUUUGUCCCUCAUGCGAUGGUAGAUUUUCAGAAAGGUGAAAGGCAAGCUGAACAUGAAGUUUGA